AUGAAAAGAGGUGAAACAGUGGAUGGAAGGCAUGGAAAGAGGCCUCUCCCUUCCAAUGAAUCUGCUGAUGAAGAUGAAGAUCCGUUUCCAAUUUACUCAGCUCAAUCGGAACAUGACAUGUCUGCUAUAGUCUCUGCCCUCUCCCAAGUUAUGGGAAAUACAGACACAAAUCUUGCUUCUGUGCCUGGAAAUCCAUUAGCCCAACCUGAUUCAAGUAAUGCAGGAGUGCAAAUCCAACAACAACCCGUUCAACAAGGAAAUGGAAACCAGAGAAGAAGACACUAUAGAGGAGUCCGGCAGCGUCCAUGGGGUAAGUGGGCUGCGGAAAUACGCGAUCCUAAUAAGGCAGCAAGAGUAUGGCUUGGAACUUUCGAAACUGCAGAGGCUGCAGCUCUAGCAUAUGACGAAGCAGCACUUAAAUUUAAAGGAAACAAAGCUAAGCUCAAUUUCCCUGAAAGAGUUCAAGGAUUUACUCAGUUUGGUGGUUAUCUCACUACACCUGGGAGAGACAAUAAUAGUAAUAAUAAUUUGUACUACGGAUCCUCCGGCAUCUACCCUGAAGGAACGUCGUUUGUUUCACCGCUCUCAACAAAUAUACCGAUGGUAUCUACACUAGCAUUUCAACAGCAACAAGAACAAGGCCUUCCAGGAUUUCAAUCACAUUUUGGAAAUUCUUCGAGCUCUGUAGAUUAUCUGGAAAAAUGGGGAGAAUUUGAUGGCUCUUCAUCAGGAAGGUGA
This is a messenger RNA of Fraxinus pennsylvanica, 738 nucleotides long. The record is from the annotation of a GenBank genome assembly. NCBI's taxonomy places the organism in Eukaryota, Viridiplantae, Streptophyta, Magnoliopsida, Lamiales, Oleaceae.